GAUAAUUUUUAUAAGGCGUUAGUGUUUUGUUUUGGCGUCUCCACGAAUUUUUGCGAGAUUUUGCUUUGUGCUGAUAAAAUUAAUUAAACCAAGUUUAUAUAUAAUAUCAGUCAUGGGCAUGGAAGUGGAUACCAAGGAGUCUGUGGUGGAGCUCACCGAGGCGGAAAACGAGCUGUACGACAGGCAGAUUCGACUCUGGGGCCUGGAAUCGCAGAAGCGUCUGCGCACAUCGAAGAUACUCAUCGCUGGACUCAGUGGCCUAGGUGCCGAAAUAACCAAGAACAUCAUUCUCUCCGGAGUUAACUCCGUGAAGCUACUGGAUGACAAGCCCGUCACCGAGGCAGACUUUUGUUCACAGUUCCUAGCGGCACGUGAAUCUCUGGGCAGCAACCGUGCCGAAGCCUCUUUGGCACGUGCACGUGCUCUGAAUCCGAUGGUCGACAUCUCCACCGACACACAGCCGCUGAAGGAGAAGGCCGCCGACUUUUUUGGUCAAUUCGAUGUGGUGGUGGUAAAUGGAGCGUCUAACGAGGAGCUGUUGCGCAUCGAUACCAUUUGCCGGGAGCUGGGUGUUAAGUUCAUUGCCACCGAUGUCUGGGGCACCUUCGGUUUCUAUUUUGCAAGUCUGCAAAAGCACAGCUAUGUCGAGGAUGUAGUCAAGUACAAGAAAGUGGAAAAUUCUGAUAAGAAGACAAAGUUUGAGACCUUCUCGAUUCCUACACAGCGGGAAGUGGACUACCCCGGAUACUCGGCCUGGCUGGAGUUCGACAUCACAGCGCAGAGUUAUCAGCGCAAGCUGAAGCGCAACGGACCGGCCAUUAUCCUGCUGAGUGUACUGCAGAAGUUCCGCACCACCCAUCAGCGCGAUCCCAACUACAAGAGCCGGACGACUGACUUGGAAAUGCUUCGCAAAAUACGCGACGCAAUUUUGCCAAACUCUGCACUUAGCGACGAAACUCUCGGUGUUAUUUUCGCCCAGAUAUCUCCAGCAGUGGCCGUGGUCGGCGGCGUUGUGGCCCAAGAGGUUAUCAAGGUGGUCACAAAAAUGGAAGCACCUCACCGCAACCUCUUUCUGUUUGACCCAGUGACCUGCGCAGGAUCCGUUGAGACUUUCGAAGCCAAGUAACAGAAGAAAUCCAAUAAUAAAUCUAAAGUUACAUUCACUCAUUUCAAAUAA
Molecule: messenger RNA, 1177 nt
Organism: Drosophila kikkawai
Lineage: Eukaryota; Metazoa; Arthropoda; Insecta; Diptera; Drosophilidae
Gene: Aos1
Product: activator of SUMO 1
Biological process (GO): protein sumoylation
Cellular component (GO): SUMO activating enzyme complex; cytoplasm
Molecular function (GO): SUMO activating enzyme activity
Source: RefSeq, a predicted model, not a curated record